AUGGCAGAGACUCCAACCGACGCCAGGCUCGACGUCCGUCUCAUAGACGCCUAUGACGGAACCACGGACGUGGUGGAGUGGUACUCGCAGGCGGAACUGCUAUGCGAGUACCGCGGGGCUUCCCUGGCCCAGGUGCUGCCGAUGCGCCUAAAAGGGGGUGCGUUUGCUGUGUGGUCACAGCUGCCGGCGGAGGAGCGCUGCUGUGUGGAAUCCGUGAGAGAUGCGCUGUUCGCGGCGUUUGCAAUGGACGACUACGCCGCUCAUGCGGCAUUCACUGCUCGCACGCUGGAGCCGGGGGAGAGCGUAGAUGUCUACCUGGCGAGUCUCCGUCGGUACGCCGCUCUGUUUGGUGGUGUGUCCGAGCGGCAGCUGGCGGCGGCGUUUGUGAACGGCUUACCUCCGUCCAUUGGUGACACCGUCCGAGCUGGUGCCAAGGCGGAGAAGCUGACGCUUGCCAGUACACUGGCCCGGGCGCGCGCCGUACUGGGCAACAAUCAGGUCCGAACGGCGGCGGCGGCCCACAGCGCCGAUGUUGUCCUCGGUAUGUCGGGAAUCACGGCCCUGGGCGGUGUGUGUGUGCAAACACCGACAGACGUGUCGUUCCGUGUGGGGGCGGCGGCGGCGGCGGCGGCGGCGGCGGCCGCGCCCGCGGCCGUGGGCUCGCAGGCACUAAAAGUGGACGCCCCGGACUUCACGGCCGAGUUCAGCCCGGAUAGUGUCGAGUGGACUGUCGGCUGGAAGUGGACGGGUGGCGUCGGUCCUGACUGUCUCUGCAACACGGUACCGGAAUACAAACUACCGGUGAAUGCGCGGCCGGCGUUCGACGCAGAGAUCACGGAGUGGAUAGAAAACGGGUGGCUUCAACCCUAUGACGAGGAGACAGACGGGCCGCCUCGGGGCCUACUCCCACUGAUGGCAGUCGAGCAGCCGUCUAAAGUCCGGCCGGUGCUCGACUACCGGGAGCUGAAUGGCCACGUCACCGCUCACACAGCCGACGCCGACGUGUGCGCCGACCAGCUACGGAAGUGGCGGCGGCACGGGAGCCGCGUGGCGGUGGUCGACCUGCGAAAGGCUUAUCUGCAGCUGCGACUGGAACGGCGGCUCUGGCCGUAUCAAACAGUCGUGGUGCUCGAGCUUGAUGAGCGUGUGCAGCGUGGCGUUCUCGCGUAUGUAGACGACAUGCUGGUCGAUGAGGACAUUGUGAGUGCCGAGGAGGUGGUGCAGCACUUCCAGAGGUACGGUCUGGAAUGCAAGCCACCACAGAGAGCUGCAGACGGUGCGAGGAUGCUCGGACUGCGGGUCAGCCCGUGCGGCGGCGAGCUGCGGUGGCGGCGCGACGCAGAGCUCCCGCCGCCGCCUGUCAAGGUCACGCGCCGGACUGUAUUUGCCUGGUGCGGGCGGCUCGUGGCGCAUCUGCCGGUGGCGGGCUGGCUGCGGCCGGCCGCUGCGUGGAUUAAACGGCGUGUGAACUCGGUGACCACGGGGUGGGAUGACGCGACAGACGAUGCAGUGUUGCAAGCGCAGGUUGCCCAGGUGGUGCAGCGGCUGCAGGAGGCUGACCCGGCUCAGGGCCCGUGGCGACUGACCGGCGACCGUCUCGUGGUCUGGACGGACGCCAGCUCGAUAGCGAACGGUGUCGUGCUGGAAGACCCGGGCCGCGGCACGGUGGAGGACGCCUGCUGGCUGCGGGCUGAGAGUAAGGCAGACAUGCACAUCAACAUGGCCGAGCUUGACGCGGCGCUCAGUGGAAUAAACAUGGCGGUGGCCUGGGGAGUGAAGGUCAUUGACCUGCGCACCGACUCUGCUACGGUCCACCGCUGGAUCUCCGAUGCCCUGAGCGGCCGUGCGCGGCUGCGGACCAAAGCUCACGGAGAGCUGCUAAUCCGUCGACGCAUCGAAAUCAUCCGACAGCUGGUGGACGAGCUGCAGCUCUCCGUCACGAUCGGCCUGGUGCGGUCCGCUGACAAUCCGGCUGAUGGGCUGACGCGCGUGCCUAAGCAGUGGCUGCAGAGUGCCCGGGACACCGACCCCGCCCGCCGGGUGGUGGCCGCUGGUGACCGUGAAUCGGGUGGCAGCGCGGUCAGCACCAGCUCUGAGACAGACCGCGCCCGUGCCCGUCGGAUUCACGAGACGACCGGCCAUCAAGGGAUCAGACGGACUCUGUGGUACGUCCGGAGAGAGCUGGGCCCGGCGGCGAGACGCUCGAUGGUGCGGGAAAUUGUCCAGCAGUGCGAUAUCUGCCAGUCAAUCGACCCGGCGCCCGUCCGCUGGCAGACCGGCUCGCUCGGUGUACAAGAGACGGCGUGA
Messenger RNA from Amphibalanus amphitrite, 2307 nucleotides. RefSeq lists its product as uncharacterized. The transcript is spliced from 4 exons. Gene Ontology annotation, molecular function: RNA-DNA hybrid ribonuclease activity; nucleic acid binding. The record is from RefSeq and is a predicted model, not a curated record. Lineage: Eukaryota; Metazoa; Arthropoda; Thecostraca; Balanomorpha; Balanidae. Bases 1 to 2307 code for a protein of 768 amino acids.